Striga asiatica is the source of this 537-nucleotide messenger RNA. The record is from the annotation of a GenBank genome assembly. Lineage: Eukaryota; Viridiplantae; Streptophyta; Magnoliopsida; Lamiales; Orobanchaceae.
AUGGAAUGGAAUGGUCAAUAUCAUGGUGAGGAGGGGUGUACGCGUCUUGAGAUGUGCAAUCCUUUAAUGAGAGGAGAGUAUCAUCUUCUAAGAGUACCAUCUCAACGUAGUAAACUAGCUAACUACCUUUCCUCUGGGCGCAUACGUCAAAGUCAACAAACCAUAGCAUUUCAGGUUGUUGAGGCAUAUCAAGUACUAGAGCUCGCUUGUCUAAGGGUUGCUAGGCUGGUUCACCGGCCGUCGCCCCGCCAUUGCCGGCUAUCUCCCGCCAUCGACGGCCGUCGCCCGCCAUCGCCGGCGGCCACCCGCAACCUCUCUCACAGCCGCACAUCAACCGUGACCUCUCCUCUCACCGACGCGCCGGCCUCCGCCCAGUACGCCCUCGUCACCACCACCAGCCGAACCGCCGUCGCCUUCACCACCGCCGCCACGCCUUCAUCCGCCGCCAUCAACCAACUCACAGACGCCGGUGUUUUCUUCCGACCAUUUCGAUUUCAUAUAUGCGGGCCAAAACACCUCAACCAAUUCGGUCGUUGA